This is a messenger RNA of Coffea arabica (coffee), 2021 nucleotides long. Its product is annotated as UDP-glycosyltransferase 75C1-like. The record is from RefSeq and is a predicted model, not a curated record. Gene Ontology annotation, molecular function: quercetin 3-O-glucosyltransferase activity; quercetin 7-O-glucosyltransferase activity. Lineage: Eukaryota; Viridiplantae; Streptophyta; Magnoliopsida; Gentianales; Rubiaceae.
CUGUAUAGCUUUGAGCAACUGCUGGCCUUUGUACUCCCGGAAUUUUACGUGCUCUACUAAAGCUGAACUGACCUUCAUGAUCAUGAACAAAGAUGAACCCACUUGUCACUAUCAUGAGCCCAGCAAACAGCCCUACGCCAGCAGCUCCCAAGUCCCUGAAUAUGGCCCCAGAAGAAUCAAUUAUCAGCUGCCUUUCACAUGGAGCAGUCCGAGAGGACUCUGCUGUCCUCUGGUUCGUCUCUACUUCCUGCACUGUAUUAGCAUGUUUGAAGUUAUUAAACUUACUGUUCAUUGUCAACAUCUGAUAAAUUGGAUUGGCCGCACAAAGAAUAGAAUUAAAACUUUAAAAACUGGAAUACAAAUGGAAGCACAAAGUCAAACACCAGUAAUAUAUGGUUUGCUAUCUCCGAUGACUCAUUAACUAACACACUCAGAAGUUUAGAAAAUUAUCCAUUAAGCAUCCACAAGAACAUGGAGCACCAGCACUUUCUCAUCACUGCUCUACCAUCUCAAGGCCACAUCAAUCCUACUCUUCAGCUAGCUAAAAACCUUGCACGAACAGGUGCCCAAGUCACCUUUGCCACCACGGUUUAUGGAUUUAGCCGCAUUAGAAACCUUCCAGCCUCUGGUUGUCUCUCCUUUGCAUCCUUCUCCGAUGGAUAUGAUGAUGAAAAGUCUCAGAAAAACCGCGAUUUCACGAGCUUUUCAUCUGAUACAAAGCGUUUCGGUUAUAAAGACCUUACCAAGUUGAUCCAAACUACAUCCAAGGAGGGUCGUCCAGUUACCUUCUUAAUCUACACAGUUAUGCUGCCUUGGGUGGCAGAAGUGGCGCGCGAGAUGCAUAUUCCAUCGGCUUUCUUAGCUAUCCAAAGUGCCACCACAUUUGCCAUCUAUCACAGGUACUUCAAUAGCCAUGAUGGUUUUUAUGAUGGAGUUCGUGAAGUUGAGUGUUCUUCAAUUUCCAUCAAAUUGCCUGAUCUUCCCUUGUUCGAAAAGGAGGAUUUGCCCACCUUUCUCUUACCUAAUGAUCAGUUCUUUGCUUUUACAGUUCCUUUUUUUCAUGAACAUAUAAAGAUCUUAGAGCAAGACUCUAAACCUUGUGUACUAGUCAAUACUUUUAACGAGUUGGAAGAAUCAUCAAUCAAAGCUGUUGAUGAUAUGAAUCUGAUCCCAAUUGGACCUUUGAUUCCUUCAGCUUUUUCUGAUCGCAAUGAUUUGACUGAUAAAUCUGUCGGUGUCGACUUAUUUGACACCCCCUCAAAAGGCUUUCUCCAAUGGUUGGACUCAAAGCCAGAAAGGUCAGUGGUUUAUGCAUCAUUCGGAAGCCUUGUGACAUUAAAGAAAGAAGAAAAGAUGGAGAUUUUGCAUGGAUUAAAGGAAGCUGGAAGGUCUUAUUUGCUCGUGUUACGAGCAGAUAACGAACAGGAAGAAGAAGUAAAGGCAGUGGUAGAAAAUAUUUCAAGUGAAGAGGGGAUGAUAGUGCCAUGGUGUUCACAAAUGGAGGUACUCUGUCACAGAUCAAUAGGGUGUUUUCUCACACACUGUGGGUGGAAUUCAACACUGGAGAGUAUUGUUGCUGGGGUUCCAAUUGUGGGAUGUCCACAUUUAUCUGAUCAGACAACAAAUGCAAAGUUGAUCGAGAAAGUUUGGGGUAUUGGGGUGAGAGCAAAAGCUAAUGAAGAAGGGGUGGUGGAAAGAGCAGAGAUCAGGAGGUGCUUGGAUACUGUGAUGGGAGGUGGUGAAAAAGGGGAAGAAAUAAGAAGAAAUUCUGCUAAAUGGAGAUGUAUGGCGAUUGAGGCUGUGAAGGAAAAUGGAUCUUCACAUAACAAUUUCAGAAACUUCUUGCAGAAAUUAGAGUAAGGAGACAAGGAUAUGAUGAUUUUGAGUCUGAGUUUAUGAAGUGAUCAUCAAUUGAACCUUUUGUCAUUUGUCAUGACUAACAUGCCAAUUGAAUUUAUUGCUCAUCUUUCUGUUGUAUUGGUCGCGUCUUACAUGAUCAAAUUGAAUUAUGUUUCCAAGAA